AUGGCCAAGUCUGGGAGCCAAAAAAGGCGCAGAGAGGCCGAGGCGAUUCAAGAGCAGGCAAUUGCUUCCGCUGCUGAAGUCCCAGGAACCAAUGCCGCACCACCUACCAAGAAGGCCCGAGUUGAAGAACGCCGCUCACUCUUCGUGCGAUCUCUGCCCCCCAGUGCCACCAGCGAGACUUUGACUGAGCUCUUUUCGCAACACUUUCCCGUCAAGCACGCCACCGUUGUUCUUGAUCAAAAGACAAAGACCCCUCGCGGAUAUGGUUUCGUCACAUUCACCGACGCCGAGGAUGCGCUUCAGGCCAAGGAGAAGCUCGACAACCAUCUGAUAGAUGGCCGCCGUCUGAGGCUGGAAAUCGCAGAGCCAAGACACCGUGCCGCGACAAAGGCCGGCGUUACUGUUGACACGCCCCUCGCUGCCGAGAAGCGCAAGAGGGAGGAAGAGGAAGCCGAGGAUCGCAAGCCGCCCAAGUUGAUCAUAAGGAAUUUGCCAUGGAGCAUUAAGACCAAGGAGCAACUCUCAGCUCUGUUUCAAAGUUAUGGAAAGGUCCGGUUUUCCGACUUGCCCAAUUCCAAAGGCAAGCUGUCGGGUUUUGGUUUUGUGACCCUGCGGGGGAAGAAGAAUGCGGAAAAGGCUAUCGAAGGCCUAAAUGGCAAGGAAGUUGAUGGAAGGACUAUCGCCGUUGACUGGGCUGUCGACAAGGCUACUUGGGAGAAGCAGCAGAACAAUGAAGAUGACUCUGAUACGCCCAAGAAGACAAAGACCAAGGAGGCAGACGCCAAGGCCAACGGCAAGGUCGAUCAAGCCAGUACAAAAACAAAACCGAAAGGGGGCGAUGAAUUUGACGAGGAUGAAGAUCUCAAGAACUUCUUCGCCAAUCAAGGUGACAAUCUAGAAGAUGAGGACGAGAGCGACGAGGAUGAUGACGAAGACAAAAGGAGCGAAGAUGAGGAUGACGAAGAUGAAGAGGAGGGCGGGGCAAAUGUGAACGACGAGGACGAAGAUGUGGAAUCUGCCAAGCAAAGACCUCAGACGACAGACAACUCUAACACGCUGUUCAUACGGAACCUACCAUUCACUACAACCGAUGAGCAGCUCAAGGAACACUUCACACACUUCGGUGCUGUCAGGUACGCCAGAGUAGUCAUGGAUCAUGCCACCCAAAAAUCGGCUGGCAAGGGUUUCGUUUGUUUCUUCAACGCCGAGGACGCGGAGUCAUGCCUUCGGGCUGCGCCUAAACACAGGACUGCUCCAACGCUGUCCAAGCACUCUGUUCUCCAAGACGAGACAGUAGAUGUGGAUGGCAAGUACACUCUGGAAGGCCGUGUUCUACAGGUGUCCAAGGCAUUGAGCAAGGGAGAGGCACAACAGCUCACGUCUGAGGCUGCGGCCGCCCGUGACUCGGAGGAGAAGGACAAGAGACGAUUGUUUCUGUUGAACGAGGGCCAGAUACGCCCAGACUCACCCAUUUACAACCAGCUCCCUCAAUCCGAGAUCCAGAUGAGAGAGGCCAGCGCGAAGCAGCGAAAGAAGAUGAUCGAGAGCAACCCCAGUCUACACCUGAGCUUGACUCGGUUGGCCAUCCGCAACAUCCCACGCAGCAUGACAUCCAAGGACCUCAAAGCCCUGGCGCGUCAGGCCGUCGUGGGAUUCGCCACCGACGUCAAGGCGGGCAAGCGCCAACCGCUCUCCAAGGAGGAGUCGAGGCGCGCUGCCAAAACGGGCAAGGAAGCCGAGCACAAGCGUAAGCUGAAGCGUAGCGGUGUCGUAUCACAGGCCAAGGUCGUUUUCGAGAGCAAGGACGGUUCCAAGGUGGCCGAGCCUAGAAAAGGCGCUGCCGCCGACGCCGGUGCCAAGAGCAGAGGCUACGGCUUCAUCGAGUACUCGUCGCAUAGGUGGGCACUGAUGGGCGCGCGUUGGCUGAAUGGUCACGCCGUCGAGGGCGGCACCGGCAAGAAGGCCACGCGUCUCAUCGUCGAGUUUGCCAUUGAGAACGCAAACGUCGUCGCCAGGCGGAGCGCCGCUCAGGACAGGGCAAGAGGUCUGGCUGGGACAGAUGCGGCCAAGCCUCAGCUGAAACCAGGCGACGACACCAGAUUCAAGGGUGAGGUCGCAAAGAGUCGGUCCGACGGGGCCCAGGAGGAGAUGCUGGAGGGAGAAGGUGAGAAGCCUUCAAAGUCGGCGGGUAAAAAAUUGGCAAUGAGGCAGCAGAUCAUUGGUCGCAAGAGGAUGAUGCGCAAGAAGAAGGCAGAGGUACGGAAAGGAAAACGAUAG
Messenger RNA from Pyricularia grisea, 2277 nucleotides. RefSeq lists its product as uncharacterized. Gene Ontology annotation, molecular function: RNA binding. Bases 1 to 2277 code for a protein of 758 amino acids. NCBI's taxonomy places the organism in Eukaryota, Fungi, Ascomycota, Sordariomycetes, Magnaporthales, Pyriculariaceae. The transcript has a single exon. The record is from RefSeq and is a predicted model, not a curated record.